This is a messenger RNA of Eptesicus fuscus (big brown bat), 2040 nucleotides long. It is a transcript of the gene MFSD6L, whose product is annotated as major facilitator superfamily domain containing 6 like. The record is from RefSeq and is a predicted model, not a curated record. Gene Ontology annotation, cellular component: membrane. NCBI's taxonomy places the organism in Eukaryota, Metazoa, Chordata, Mammalia, Chiroptera, Vespertilionidae. Bases 51 to 1832 code for a protein of 593 amino acids. The transcript has a single exon.
GCCCCGCGCAGCUCCCCCUCCGCAGCCUGGGUCCCAGGCGCCAGGCAGCCAUGAGCGCCAACCCCCAAUGGGACAUCCGCCGGGCGCUGGGAGUGGCCGGGCUCUUCCACUUGGUGUGUGGGGCCCGGGAUGCCUCCGUGACGCCGUUCCUGACCCUCUACCUGAGGCAGCUGGGUUUGGCCGCGCCCUGGGUGGGCAUCCUGAUGGGCAGCAAGCACCUGACCGCAGCCUUCUGGGCUCCCUUCUGCGCCUUCCUGGCCCACAGCCACCGGAGGAGGAGGGUGCUGCUCGCCGGCUCGCUGCUGGGCUCGGUGGGAGCCAGCCUUCUGGUGCUGCUGGUGCCGCCGCUGGACGGAGACCUGGGGCACCGCUCCUGUCACGCGGGCCACGGCGCGACCCCCGCAGUCCCGCCGGCGGAGGCGGCGCCGGCUGUGAACUUCACCCCGGCCCAGGAGCCCGGCUCCAGCCUCCCGGCCCGGAGGGGUGCUGGGGUCAGCCGCGCCUCCGGCUUCAGCAAAGGACCCGCGGCAGGUGUCCAGGCGCCUUCCAGUCACCUGCCCGGAAACUCCGUGGGCCCCGUGGAAGGAGCCUGGACCACGUCCGAAGUCCUCCAUCCUGUCCCGUCAGGGAGGGAAGCGACUCCCUGGGAAGGUGCCUUUAAGGGGGUCAGCAGCGCCCUCCCUCUGCUCGCUGGGGGUCCCGCGCUGCGAAGUCCGGCCAAUGUGUCCGCCACCCAGGGGAACUCGGGGACCCUGGGCCUGUCCGUGGAAGGGUGGCGGCGGACUUUCAUUCCCGGCUUGGUGUCCUUGGUGUUCUGGGAGCUGCUGGCGGCCCCUCUGGAGCAGGUGGCGGACGACAGCCUAUUUGAGUACCUGGAUUUUGUGGACGCCACCGACCGGCACAGAAACCUUUGGGUCUGGAAGCUGCUGGGCACGGCGGCGGGCGUGUGCGGCAUCGCGGCCGCGGUGGAGCAGCUGGGCUGCUCCCUGAAGACCGGCGGCCCCCGGGGUGCGGUGUCCUUCUACGGCUACGCGCUGCUCAGCACCCUGGCUUUGCCGGUGAGCACCGUUUUCCCCGUCCCCAUCGGCAGGCGCCGGGAGCCCCGCUGCAAAACCAGCAAGGCGCUGUCUCUGGUGGAGGGCGACCCCCGCCUCGUCCUCCUGGCCGUCACUGUCUUUCUGACAGGAGCCGUCACCAGCACCGUCCAGAACUUUCUGUUCUGGCACAUGCAAGACCAGGGCAGCAGCGAGCUGGUGAUGGGUUUCUCCGUCGCCCUGGGCUUGCUGGGGGAGAUUCUGCUUCACCCGUUCAGAACCACGGUGCUUAGGAAACUGUCCAGGCCGGGCACGAUAGGGCUGGGGCUGGGCUGCCUCGCGGGGCAGCUGUUGUACUACUCUUUCCUCUGGAGCUGGUGGUCCGUGCUCCCCGUGCAGGCCCUGAGUGCCCUCAGCAGCGGGGCUCUGUGGUGGGCAGUGGGCGCUUCCAUAGAGGACCUGGCCACCCCCGGAACGGAGAGACCGCUGAGUGCCAUGUUCCGAGGCCACUUCUAUGGGGCCGGGGCCAGCCUGGGCAGCUUCGUGGGGGGCUUCGUGGUGUGGCGCUUCAGCCUGCCGGUGCUCUACCAGGCCAGCUGCGCGGUCCUGGGGCUCUGGCUGGCCCUCUUCCUGUCCGUCCAGCCCCGCCUGCCCCAGGAGCAGAAGAUCAGCUACUCCAAGCUGCUGGUCGUGGAGGCAAGUGACACAAGCGACUCCGAGCAGGGGACCGAGCGGGAUUGGCUUGUGAAGGCCAGUGUGGGAAGGAGCCAAAGGACUGGACAGAGCUCAGCCUGCUGAGGACGGAGUCCCCGAGUCCUGCCGGGGCUCCACGGGCCUCGGGGGAGAGAAAGCACGCCGAUGCGGGAGCCCCACGGGUUCCUCUCCUCGUCUGAUGGCAGUUCAAUUUUGUAAAAGGUCAUGGAGGAAAAAAAAACAUUUGCUAAAAAACCAAGUUCCCUCUGUGGUCACUGCCUUUUGGGCUAUGAGGUUUGCCAGAGCUUUACCA